Molecule: messenger RNA, 1067 nt
Organism: Mollisia scopiformis
Lineage: Eukaryota; Fungi; Ascomycota; Leotiomycetes; Helotiales; Mollisiaceae
Product: DUF431-domain-containing protein
Exons: 5
Coding region: 166-783 (205 amino acids)
Biological process (GO): peptidyl-arginine methylation
Molecular function (GO): protein-arginine omega-N monomethyltransferase activity
Source: RefSeq, a predicted model, not a curated record
GCAACAAAACCAAAGUCUGUCAACAAUUCGGACCAAGCAUUCCGAUUUGUCUGGUGUCAGCGAGACGUUCAGCGCUUCUAUUCGACGGUUUUCUUCCCUAGAUGAUCCGAUAGCUAUCCCAGCAGCUUGGUCCUGACACCUCUUCCCGUGUCACUGUCCACUAAGAUGGCGAGUAAAACUUACAUCGUUGAGCAUCUGGAUGACGAAUUAGGUCCCUGGUCUGAGUUGGAGUAUGUUACUAUUGCCAAAGAGUCACAUGAAGCUGGUGCCAAGUUCUGCUUAUCGUCGAUACCUUCAACUUUGGUGUUGCCGGAGGCUCUGAAAGUUGUACCUGGUUUCACGGCAGAUGGACGGAGCGUGGAGACUCUGUAUGCUGAAGACAAGUCUCGUGUCUGCUUGCUUGAUCCAUCAGCCACGAGGGAGCUGAGUCCUCAAGAUAGCGAGAUCUUCGACGUGUUUCUUUUUGGUGGUAUACUUGGGGAUGAUCCACCGCGAGACCGAACUUCAGAACUGAGGAAGAAGGGGUUUGAAGGUCGGCGGCUCGGGCCAAAGCAGAUGACCACAGACACUGCUGUCAGAGUCACGAGGCUUGUGGUACAAGAGAAAGUCCCGCUUGAUGAUAUCGAAUACAUUGAUUACCCAGAGCUUCGAAUUAACAAGAAUGAGAGUACUGAAAUGCCUUUCCGGUACGUGAAGGGCAAAGAUGGACUUUCAAUAAUGCCAGAGGGCAUGAUUGAUUUGAUCAAGAAAGACUCCGAGAAGGGAUUCGGCGAUUUGUUCUGAGUGCUAGAAGAGCAGGAACAUGAAAACUUAUGGUCAGAGCUAUAGAGGUACAAUUCAAGAAAGUACCUGUGUAACUAGGACAAAGCUCUAGGCAACAAUGAUACCCAAAUAGCUCUUGAUAUUCGCUCCUCCUUUAGCCUUUUGAACAUGUUGCAGCUUGGAAGCUUACUUACAUUACCUAUACGGUUCAUCCGACCAAGGCAUCUACAUCAACUCAACAGCUUCAGCAUCGAUAUCUCUCGGUACGAUUUUCGAGGGUUCUGUUCUUAUUGUAUGUUGUCUUC